UCCCUGAAAUAUAUAUAUAUAUAUAUAUAUAUAUAUAACGUCCAGAUCCAGAAUAAUGGUGUUCAGUGGCACUGGCCCCGGUCGAAUUAGAGCACACGUAGACUUCUAAUUGGGGGAGCAGCUAUUAUAUAGGACACAAGAUUCAGCAGCAAAGCCAUAGUGUAUAUCAUGGCAAGCUCAAAUAUCCCUUACUGUGUUCAGUUUAUAUUUCUAGCCAUCCUCGUAUCAACAACAUGCUGCUUCGGGGGAUACCAACGAACAAAUAACGAGCUUAGGCCACGAUACGAUUCUGUGGAUUCAGCGUCCAAUGAACUUGCACUGCAUCUGCAUCAGAUUUUAAGUGAUUCUGGGAGUCAACAUGCACUUCCGGGUGAUUACUCGUGUGGAGGGAGGAGAUGUGCAUCUAAGGAUGAUGGUGCCGGUCGCAGUGCCAUGGGCUGGGGAGAACUGAUGCUUGGGUUUAAGCACUCUGUUUUCGACCAUUACAGUUCUCUCCUUAAUAUGAUCAGAAACCUCCCUAACAAGAAGCAAGUGGAAAGGUAUAGGCCAAGCAAGGGGGAGCAUCAUCCGAAGAUGUUGUUUGUCUUCGGCGAUUCCCUGUUUGAUGCGGGCAACAACAAAUACAUCAAUACAGAUUAUGCUCCAACCAAGUACCCAUAUGGGUUCACCUACUUCACCAAUUCCACAGGAAGAAUAUGUGAUGGACGCAUCCUCCCAGACCUUAUUGCGGAAUACGCAAAUCUGCCUUUGAUUCCACCGUCACUGCAACCAGAGGCAGACUUCUCUUAUGGAGCCAACUUCGCCUCAGGAGGAGCAGGCGUUCUCAACUGGACUAAUAGUAACUUAAAUAUGAUCAAUUUUAUGGAGCAAGUUGGCCAAUUUAAAGAUAUGGCAAGGAGACUGAACGCAACAUUAGGUCCCGAUAGAGCAAGGGAGAUUUUGGGCCAAGCUGUCUACUUAUUCAGCAUUGGUGGCAAUGACUACAUCUACUAUUUCACUGAGUUUUACUCGGAGGGCCAAAUCGCAUUCCAAAACGUGGGGCCAAUGGGAUGCCUUCCCUCUCUCGAAAUGGACUAUCCUGAAUAUAACGGGAGUUGCAUCCCGGUGCUACUCUCAAUGCCCAUUUUACAUAACAAGGAGCUCUAUGAAGCACUCACGGAUUUGGCUGAACGUUUAGAGGGAUUCAAGUUCUCGGUUAUGGAUUACUUGCCUUCCCUUUAUGAUAGAAUGAUGGAUCCUUCUAAGUACGGUUUCGAGAUCGGGAGAGCCCCAUGCUACGGCAAAGAUGGCAGAGAUUACCGGGGACCUCGGGGAUAUGGCUCAGGAAAUUAUACCCUUUGUGAGUAUCCGAGUGCGUAUGUUUUCUUCAAUGCCGCUCACACGACUCAAAGAGCCAAUGAACAGUUGGCCAAGCUCUUAUGGGAUGGGGAUCCUUCAGUGACAAGACCUUAUACUGUGAAGCAACUUUUCGAGGAAGACUAAGGCUUUACUUAUUCCAAUGCAAUGAUAGGCUAUUAGCGUUAAGGAACGAGGGAAAGAAAAAGGGGGAUGAGGAAGUGGUUGAUGUGAAUCAUACCCUACAUUGUCAUCGAAUUCCCCAAUAAAUUGAUUUUUUGAACAACCAAUCGAUCUUAUUAAUGACCAACU
Molecule: messenger RNA, 1647 nt
Organism: Punica granatum (pomegranate)
Lineage: Eukaryota; Viridiplantae; Streptophyta; Magnoliopsida; Myrtales; Lythraceae
Source: RefSeq, a predicted model, not a curated record